Messenger RNA from Paramecium sonneborni, 1573 nucleotides. Lineage: Eukaryota; Ciliophora; Oligohymenophorea; Peniculida; Parameciidae. The record is from the annotation of a GenBank genome assembly.
AUGAAUUAAAGCAAUCCUUUUUUGGAAAAAUCUUCUCGAUCGUAGAUGUAAACAAAUGAUAUAAAUUCAUGGUUAAGAAGAAGGUAAUAAUCAAGUUUAUAAUUGUAGGCAUUUUAAUAAGGUGAAAAAAUAAUAUCUCUUAUAUCCUGAUUAGAUGAAGUAAGAGUAAGAAAUAAAGAAAAUAUUUAUCAACUUUGAUAGAGAUAAGUCAAGUAUUAUGACUAUUGAAUGAAAUAGAAAAUAUUGAUAUUGGAGAAAUGUACGAUAUGUUUUAAAAAUAUGGAUUUGGUGUUACAGAAAAAUAACUAAAAGAUUUUUUUAGAGUAGUCGAUAAGGAUAAAGAUAGUAUUAUUUAAAUGAUAAAUUAGAUGCAUUAAAUUGGGAUGAGUUUAAAAAUUCUGUGAUCGAUGCAGAUGCAUCUAAAAGUAUAAAUAAUUAUAUAAAAUCUAAUAGUUUUCUAUAACAUAAUUAAGGAAGUUAGAUAAAAUUCAAAAGUAGAAUCAUCAAGUAAUUUUGGAUAUAUACCAUUUUAAUUUAAUGAUAUGAUAAGCUAUUUAAAUUAUUUAAUUAGCAGAAAUGAAUUAUAAGAAUCCAUUUAGGUAAUAAGCUUCUUAAUGAUAGCAAAAUUCAUUAACAACAUAUGAAAAAUUUUAAUAAUACUUAUAGUUAAUUUAAUUGAAUUAGAAUUAAAAUUAAAUUUAGAACUAAAAUAAUCACAUAAAUCCCAUAAAAGAGGAUGUGUAAGAAUAAACAUAAGAAGAAUUAGAAUUUACAAAAGUUCAUAAAAAUAAAUUUACUUAUUCAAAAACUUCAUGUAAUUUUAAUAUUAAUUAUAGUUUACAAUUCUAAUGAUUUACCAUUAUUAUUAAAAUUGAAAUCUAAUAAAAAAUAAAAUGUUUAAAAGGAUCAAAAUAUGAGAACAAGUAUUGAUUCUUAAUAAACUUAAUUUUCCAAUUAAUUUAGUUUACAAACUUAAGUAAAAUCAGAAAGACAUCUUCAUCAAAAUUUGCAUAAUAAUCAUAUUUUAAUAUUAAAUACUUCAUCAUAACAUUUAGCCAUUCCAAAUGAUAAAUAUAAUAAAUCUUAAAAUAUGGAAUCUAAUGCAAAAUCAACACCUUAUUUAUAACUAAACUAAAAAAAGAUUAAUUCAAGUUAUAGAGAACCUUUUUAAACAGAAAUGAGUACUAAAUACAAUUCUAAGAAUAAUAGUGAUCAUCUUCCAAUAACUUUGAUGAGUGAAUUGUAAAAAUUUUAAGUUUUGUCUGGAAAUCAUAAGAGAAGACAUACAAAUUUGAUAAAAACUUCAUCAAAUAAAUAAUUAGAUGUCAAUUAAAAAAAAUUAACAUCAUUAUUAAAAACUUCAGCAGAUGUACAUCAACUAAUAAAUAUUUAGUUAUAUCCUCACUCUCCAAGUAAUAGUAAAUUAUGUACACCUAGAUUUUUGAGAAAUGAAAAAUGUAUUACUUACAGAAAAACUUUCAAUCGGCCUAUUUUCUAAACUUAUUCUUAAUAUAAUAAAUCAGAGAUACCAUUAAAUAUUGCUCUAAAGGGAAAAUCUUUGUAAAUAAAGUGA